AGCUAGCACACGUGCACAUCGCUUGGUGUGUACGCGCCCUUAUGCGAAACUAGUCGUACCCAAUAUAGUGUGAUCUGUUCUAUUAGUGAUUUUUUAGAUAUAGUGAGUGUGGGAAUAUGUGGCUUACGAUUAAUUACUAGUAAAAACGUUUCGGAAUAAAACAGCAAGCGGCGCAAUGUCGAACGAUUAGUGAUUAUUAAAUAUAUUAGUUGAUAGUAAAACAAAGACAAUGCCAGAAAUAGGGCCAAUGAUGCGGGCGCUCGAGCUGCAGCGGCUGAUCGAAGACAAAGUGACGGAAUGGCGCGAGAGGUCGGCCCGGGUCGCCGGCCGCGCCCGCCCCGACGCUUAUCAAGACCCACUCAACUUCCACAGACGCGCUAACAGGCGCAAAAACAGCGCUCAAAUAAACAGAAUUAUCGCAAAGUAUUCCAAAACAAAUAGGUCCGCAGAGCAAUCGCACGCGACUGCAGAACAGACCCUGACGCCUCCGACGCGCCCAGCACGACACAAGAAGAUUUUCGCCAAAUUGAAACCAUCUAAAAGUGAAGAUAAUUUAGUAACCGUGGGUACUAUGGAGGUUCAUAAUGAACCUAAUCUAGAUAUCAAACGACAGACUAGGUUUAGUAUAAAUAAAUACAACGCGAAGAGUUGCGAAGAUAUCACUGCGUUCGUUGACUUCGGACACACGAUGAAGAGCAAGAAUUUUCAAGAGAAUAGUAUAAUAAACUCGAAGACGGUCUCCGACACGAGGCCAAAACUGCACAGCAUAUGCGAGGACGAUUUCGAUUUGUCGGACUUUAAAGACAGCGAUGUGGUGUUGAGACAUAAAUCAAAUUUUGUCACUUCGACUCCUUUGUCUAAUAGGCGGACUUGCCCCCCCUGUGAUACAGUGUCGAUGAUCAGUUUUGAAAAGUGUAGUAAAUAUUCAUUUAGUGUUGAUGAUAAACUAAAAAAAGGUAGUUCCGAACCAGAUAUGCUUAGUGACUCCUGUUUAAAUUCAAGUGAACAGGUCAGUGAUGCGAAAAGUUUAGACGGAAAGAAGAGAUGGAAGAUGCUCAAACCACAAUUUCGAAGAGGAACAUUUGAUUGCAUACUUCGAUGGCGUGGGAAAAAACCGCAGCAAAAUACGACCAAAAUACAAGAUGUGGACGACAGUUUCUUCGAGAAGUUUGGUUCAAUACUGAAGCAAGUGUCACAAAGAGCUGCGUUAGAGGAAUCCACACCUUUGGCUCCUCUGAAAGAAGUCGAGGAACAAGAUGAGCAGCAGAGUGACGUCACGGAUCUGCAAGGGGAGAGGAGUCCAGGAAGAGACUCCGAUAGUGGAAAUGAGACACUUUUGGACACAGACUCAGAGCCUGAAGAUCCAGAGAAGAUAGAUUUUUACGUAGAAGCGGUUGGUUGGAAUGUGGAUGAAUUAUACUUGGAAGUAUUGUAUGAGAUCUUACACAAUGUGGGCGGCUGCGACAUGGGCUGCGAGGUGGGGCAGCAGACAAUGCUGUCAUACGUCCAGGAGGCCUUCAAAAUCGCCAACGACAAACACACAGAAUUAUUGACAAAAGCAGAGGCUAAAGAACCGCCGGAGUUAAUGCUGAAUGUAGAAGUUGUUGAAGCAAAGGAUUUGGUACCUAAAGAUCCGAAUGGACUCAGCGACCCGUUUGUGACGAUAUAUUUGAUGUCAAACUCGUCACAUAGGUAUAAUACGUCAGUGAAGUCGGGCACUCUAAACCCCUCAUGGGAGGAACAUUUUUCAUUACCUAUGCCGUCAAAUCUGCACGAAGAUUCAUUGAUUUUAGAAGUAUGGGACUUCGACCCAGCAGAGACGGUAAAAGAAAAGAUGACAAAGAUAUUUGAAGUGAAAGGUGUAAAGGGUCUGCGUAAGCUGAUGAAGGAGAUCGCUAUCACUGCCUCUACAGGGAAACACGACAAUGAACUUAUCGGAACAUCCAACAUUCCACUAAAGUCAAUCCCAGCAGGCGGUAUGACGAUGUGGUUCAAUCUGAGUAAGAAAAGCAAGCUGCGCCGGCAAGGCGUGGUCAAGUUACGGCUUAACUUCUCCGCGGAGAAGAACUCGCAGGUCGCCUCGCAGGAGCACCGACAUCUGCUCAGGAUUCUGCUGUUGCACGAGCUUGAAACGUCAAAGGUGGCGCCGUACUGGUGGUGCGGUAACUUCAGCGCUCCCGCCGAGGCUAUCCUCACGCAGCAUGCGGCGCAGAGCGGCCUCAGCCAGACCGACAACUGGCUGGCGCAGUGGACGGUCUACUGCGCAGUCACUACCAACCACCCUCUUAGCUUCGCACUCUUCAAUCAGCUGCUGGAAAAAGUCACAAAACCUUUGCAGGCCGGUCUAGUCAAUGAAGAGGACGUCAAGCUAUUCUGGGACGGUGCGAAGAAGUUGCUCCCAACUUGUUACAGCCACAUUAGGAAAUUGAGAAAGAAGACUGCCGGUGAUAAGACUGUGAUGAAGACCCUCAGAGAAGUUCUGAAGGUCCUCUAUCGCCUUUCUGUCCUCGACGUGCCGGAAUCACUGGACUUGUUCCCCGUUAAUUUGUACGGCUGGUUGAGGGACGCUGACGAUGGUACGAAGUUGUCAAUCCAAGAAGUUUUACACCAAGCGGCGGUGCAAGGGGCGUCGGACUGGUUCGUCCAUAUAUUAGACAAUAACGAAUGCAAAGACCGGACUGAGGACUCGAGGUUGCAGCAUUUGAUCAGGGUUAUACAGUUGGUGCGUUCAGACCUGCAGCGCGCAGUCGAAUACUUCGAUAGAGUCUUCAUAGAAGUGAUGAGUUUUCCUUAUUCUAAAAUCUUAUACGGUGUAUACGAGAAUAAGAUAGCUUCGUUGGUUGAGCCUGAAGUGAUCCAAGUGUGUAAGAGCCUUAAGCGGCUGCAGUACAAUGAAGGGUCAACAAACAGUGUGCACUUGGCCGGUGGCCUGAACGGGGACACCCCGCUCGGAGCGCCGCGAGUUAGUAACGAGCCAUUGACUAUGGGAACCACACUUUUCGAACUGUAUCUAACGUUACAGAGGUUUUUAGCUCUUGGCCAAGGUUUGAACGAAACCGAUUGGGGUACAUAUUCAAUAUCCAAGUUCCACUCUUGGUUUUACGGAGGAGUUGCACAGUGGUUGGAUAUAGCCGCAUUUAAAGCACUUUCUCGUAUAGAAAAGGCAGUAGAGAUAGAUAACCUAGUACCGGUGGACACUAACGUGAAGUACAGCAGUUCAGGGGUGGACACGCUGGCUAUCUUCUAUCAGAUCAAGAUAUUCUGGCAGCAACUCGCUUGGCCAGAUGUUGAAGGAUGUUACACAUUCGUUGCGAAGAUCAUUGACGACAUCUGCCGUUGUUGCGUGUUCUACUCGGACAAGAUGUGCGGGCGCGUGGAGAGCGAGGGCCGCGUGAGCACGGCGCGGGAGGAGCGCUUCGAGGUGACGACGCAGUGGUGCCUCGCCAUCAACAACAUCGACUACGUGCGUCAGAGCCUGCGCCCCUUCGUGCACGAGCUCGGCAUGGACGACAUCAUCAACACCAUGUGUGAAGCCAGGUCCCCCUUGGAAGCGCAGAGAUGCAAGGAGACACUCCAAAAUGUAAUAGAAAAUGCAAUAGACACGGUUAAGAACAAAAUCGUAGAGCUGUUAGAAGUUAUGGUGAAAAAGAUGAUGCCAUCUAUCACACGUUUCCUGAUAGAAGGAGCGGAACUGCUGCACCAGAACUGCUCCAGCAUGGACCGAGUGCUGCGAUACCUGGAGGCCAACCUUGACACUCUCUACCAGCAUCUGAACAAUGAGAACUUCUCCAGAACAUUGGAUAUAGUAUGGGAACAACUUGGUGAAGUCUUAUAUGAACUAGUACAAGCCAAUUUAGAGCACCGAAGGGCAAAGAUAACUCGCUAUAUCGACCCGAGACGCUUGACCAAGUCAACAGCCGCCCAUUUGGACGCGAAACGUCGGCCGCCAUCUUUCUUUUCAAAUCUACACGAAUGUCUGAAGAUAAUGGUCCGAUCUUUCCGACAAGAUAAUAAGGAAGUGUACACAUCGGAGACAUUGAAGAGAGUGGAAUAUUUACUGAAGAUCCACAGCAUGGAGACACGAGAACUCAUCCACCAGUAUCACUUAGAGAGGUGGCAGGAACAGCAAGCGAUUACUGAACCCAAAAUGGGCAUACUAACAGUGCGAGCGCAGUUUAUUGAAGACAAUUUAAAAAUAGAAAUUAUGAACGCCAGAAAUCUUAUGCCUACUGACUCAAAUGGUCUAUGUGAUUCCUACGUACGUGUGACUUUACUACCUGAAGAUACGUUCGCCAACGUGACGAAACCGAAAACACAGACGCACAGCAAGAAUCUGUUUCCACUCUACGAUGAAAUGUUCCUCAUUCCGCUGUCAGCAGAGCAGCGCCGCACGGCCGACGGUUUGCUGCACCUUGUGAUAAAAGACAAGGAUAUGUUCAGUAUGAGUAAUGCGUUCGUUGGCGAAGCUUACUUACACUUCGGCGAGGUACCCGACACGCCUGCGCCCAUCUCCUCCUUACCGCAGCAGCACCUGCCCCUCACCAAGCCGGAUAACAUUGAUGGUGAUGCCAUCAAGGCUUUAGAAUCUAGACAAGGUGAUAAACAAGCAAGAGAGUUCCUAAAGAAGCAGAGACAGAAGAUGCCGGCCAAACAGUUCUUUUCACUCGGCUAAUACUAGUACGUAGACAAGUAAAUCAGCUCUGAAUCACACAUCACAUAGAUUUGAACUAUUGAGCUGCAGCUCAGCAACUAAGCCGCGAGCAUGAUUUGUAGUUCGCAGAUCACGCAAAUGCAGGUAUAAGAUCUGAUCUGCGAAUCAGUUUAUCGUUUUCAUAGCAUUAUGUGAACUGAUCUUCAAGUCUUUUAUUUGUAUGGAUUACGCACGUUUCCUAAUACGGUGCUAAAAGAUUUGUCCUAAUUUUUUACAUGAUACACAUACAAUUUUGUAAGAAUUAUGUAUCUCAAUUAAAAAAAACUUUGUAACGUCUUCAUGACAGUAAUAAACAAAUUUUUUACUUUAACAUUGAGAUUGGAUACGUCCGCUAUUAGCUUUGUUCGCUGAAUGUAUGAAGACUUUAUAUGUUCUGUUAAUAGCAAGAAAUAAACCUGAAGAUAUUAAAAAAAUGAAGAUUAAUUUAGUGUAUUUUUAAUUAUAAUUGAGGUAGUUUGUAUUGUAGAAACUCAAUCUCAAAACUCUCAAAAGUAAUUUAAAACACACAAACAGAUAAAAAUGCGGAAUAUUUGAAAGUAAAGUAAAAAAUCAAUCCUUGUAUUGUUUGAAUCGAUAUAAUAUUUUUAAGUUAGCAUAAUAUUUUAAAAUCAUGCAAUAACUGUAUUUACUAUUAUGUAUUUACUUUAAAAUGACCUAAAAGAAUAUUUUUGAAGCGAUUCUUUGAUGCUGCAACUUUCAGCAUUUUAUUGCAUUGACUGGAGUCUGUAUUUGGGAAUGUUUUGUAUGUUUUCUAUUGUAAAAUUGUUAAUGUCUAAAAUAAUAAGAUGUGAGAACUUGCUGUUUUUUAUUAAAAAAACUAUCAUAGUUGUAGAUAUCUUAUAGUUAUGUUCUGUGAUAGAAAAGAAGUGCCUUAUCAGAUACUUUUUUAUUUUGUAUUUUUAAUAAAAAAGUACAUAAAUUCAAAAACUUCGAAGUGGCAUAAUGAAGUUUUUCUUUUGCCUUUUUAUGUUUGUUUCGGUUUGAAUCUGUUCUACUGUGAGUUAAUACAACGUAAUACAUUUAACUCAGGGUCUGUCCCACCAAAUUGUAAAUUGUCUGAUAACAAUCCAACGUGUAAUGUGAUGGAAAUAUCGGAUUUUGUUUC
Messenger RNA from Papilio polytes (common Mormon), 5816 nucleotides. It is a transcript of the gene stac, whose product is annotated as BAI1-associated protein 3. The record is from RefSeq and is a predicted model, not a curated record. The coding region runs from base 230 to 4672 and encodes 1480 amino acids. The transcript has 19 exons. NCBI's taxonomy places the organism in Eukaryota, Metazoa, Arthropoda, Insecta, Lepidoptera, Papilionidae.